AUAAUUUAGGGACAUAAGAAAUCACCAGAGUACAUAGCCUCUCUCGGACCAACUAAGGAUGCAAUGAAUACUUACAAAGACUUUUGGGAGAUGAUAUGGGAAGAAAAAACAGAUAAAAUUAUUAUGUUGACAAAUCUAGAUGAGUCUGGGAAAAUGAAAUGUGAGCAGUACUGGCCGGAUCAAGGGAAAACAAAGAAUUACCAUGGAUACAAAGUUGUGUGCAUUGCUGAGAAAAUAUUUUCAGAAUUCACUUUAAGGGAGUUUUCUGUUAAUGUGCAGGGUUCUGGAUCAAGGAAAGUGACACAAUAUCACUAUACCGCUUGGCCUGACCGAUCUGUUCCAGAUAAUGUUGCCUCUCUGAUAGAGUUUAGGAACAAAGUUGAACAAACAAAGUCAAACGAUGCUGGCCCAAUGGUAGUGCAUUGCAGUGCAGGAAUCGGUAGAACUGGAACCUAUAUCGCAUUAGAUACUCUUAUACAGGAAAGCAUGGAUGAUAAUUAUGUUGACAUUUUUGGUCGUGUUAUGGCGCUACGUGGACAAAGAGGUCACAUGGUGCAAAACUUGGAACAGUAUAUAUUUCUUCACCGAUGUCUUCUGUAUGCCCUCACGUGCGAUCCCGAUCCACUUCCGGUCACGCAUAUUCCUCGUUUGAUGACAGAUGAUAAAAUAUCACAUCAAUUUCAGACAUUUACUGAUGUUGUUAUGCCGGAAGACUUGGAUGGGAAAUCAUCUGCUAACAAGAAAAUAAGGAAGGAAAAUAGACACGGAGCUGACAUUCCUGGCGAUGAUUACAGAGUGAGACUGUCAUCAACAAAGCAUGACUACAUAAAUGCUGUUUAUGUAAAAGGAUACGAAAAUCCAUACAAAUUUAUUGUAUCGCAGACGCCAAUGCCGAAUACAGUUGAAGACUUUAUAUCGAUGCUUUAUCAAGAAAAAUGUGCUGGUGUCAUUAGUUUAGACGACGAAAACCUAAAAGAUAAAUCUGUCGGACAUUAUUUACCACAAGAUGGAAAGGCGUUCAAAGUUGGUCAUUUCCAAGUAACUUGUAAGACGGUUGACACAACGGAUUAUGGUACAAUACGAGACAUGACAAUAUCACGCACUGGAUUGGUAGAUGUUUUAUUAUUUAUUUAGAUGAAAAUAAGUUAUGAGGAUUAUUACGUCAGAUCUUUUUGAUGUCCCGAUGCAUAAAAGUAAAGGUUUCGGCUUUUCCUUCCAGAUUCGAAUAUUUUUGUUUUUCAUUUAAAAUACAUCACAUUCAUUUUGUUCACUGGUCAAGAUCAAACAUUAUUCUGCAAGAACAAUGAACGUUUUGAAAAAGGAAAUGUGUGCAGAAUUUGGGAGUUGUAGCUAGUCAGUAGUGAUCUAUUGUUAUAUCUAUCAUCACAUAAUUUCAAUCCAGAUCUUCAUAUUAGAUUAUGUAUGAUUA
This is a messenger RNA of Ruditapes philippinarum (Manila clam), 1429 nucleotides long. Its product is annotated as receptor-type tyrosine-protein phosphatase eta-like. The coding region runs from base 64 to 1134 and encodes 356 amino acids. Gene Ontology annotation, molecular function: protein tyrosine phosphatase activity. Lineage: Eukaryota; Metazoa; Mollusca; Bivalvia; Venerida; Veneridae. Gene Ontology annotation, biological process: protein dephosphorylation. The record is from RefSeq and is a predicted model, not a curated record. The transcript is spliced from 10 exons.